AAAUGAUGUUGUGAGUGGUGAUACAAAAAUACAAACGCGAAUAUAGCUUUUACAAUCUAAAUAGUCAGCUGCGCUGCGCUUGAAGUUGCGUUGUUGCGUAUUUUACGGAGUACACGCCCCCAUCUAUUGCUUUAUUUCAAUCUUCAUCUUGCAUUUAUUUCCGAAGUGUCCGACAUUUCAGGGCUAAGUAACAUUUUCGUGAAGUUUCUUUAUACUUCCGUCAAAUUUAUUAGGAAUAGUCUUUCAGUGUAUAGAAUGCUUAAAUUUUAAUUCUGUGGCGUCUGAAGUAGAAUUUUCCUCGCCGGUGUAUUUCACAAGCCAAAUAAUGAAUGACAAUGGUUGUAUACACUUAAAUAAUUUUAAGGCUGCGAAGGGUACCAACCCUUACAAAAUCGUGCAUGCAUUUUUCGUGGCUUGCACAUCGUUCGAAGCAAGAAGAUACAAGGCAACAUCAUGCCUGUGCUUCACCUGUGGCAUGCCGGGCCCACGCAUGCACUCCUGCCUGCAUUGCAUCUAUUUCGCCUGCUAUGCUGGUCACAUUCAAGAUCAUUCAAAAACAAAAAAGCAUUUCCUCUAUGUGGACCUCAGCUAUGGAAACAUUUACUGUGCCCAGUGCCAAGAUUACAUAUAUGAUCGAGAACUCACUGAAAUUGGUGUCACUCACAAGUUGAAGGAAGCUAAAUCUCUGGGCAUCAGUGUGCCGUUCAUGCCAUGGCUGCCAAACCCCAACGAGGCCAUGGCCCUCCGCCGUCUUCGCAAAAGGCGUCUUAUCAGCCCUCAUACUACAAUCGGCCUGCGAGGCCUACAGAACCUGGGCUCCACUUGCUUUAUGAACUGCAUUGUCCAGACAUUGAUCCACACGCCGCUGCUGCGUGACUAUUUCCUUGGAGAAAAGCAUAAAUGUAAAGCACAAGGUUCGGGCAAGUGCCUCGUUUGUGAGGUUUCUAAACUCUUUCAGGAGUUCUACUCUGGUGCAAAGACACCCCUAACUUUGCACCGUCUAUUGCAUCUGAUAUGGACGCAUGCACGUCAUCUAGCCGGGUAUGAACAGCAGGAUGCCCAUGAAUUUUUUAUAGCAACCCUCGACGUCCUGCAUAGACACUGCAUGAAUGGCGUUGAUGAAAAUGGCGAGAAAAAGGAAAACGGUCGCUGCAACUGUAUCAUUGACCAAAUAUUUACGGGCGGUUUACAGAGUGAUGUAGUAUGCACUUCUUGCCAUGGAGUAUCCACCACCAUUGAUCCGUUCUGGGACAUCAGUCUCGAUGUGGCUGGCCCCGGCUCGCUUGCGGCCUGUCUCGAACGCUUCACACGGGCAGAGCAUCUCGGAUCUGGAGCUAAGAUCAAGUGCUCAAACUGCCGCGCUUAUCGCGAGUCCACCAAACAAUUGACACUGGAAACAUUGCCCAUAGUAGCAAGUUUCCACUUGAAGCGCUUCGAGCACUCUUCGCAAAUUGAUAGGAAGAUCAAUGCUUUCGUGUCAUUCCCAGCUGAGCUGGAUAUGACUCCAUUCAUGUCGUCCCACCGUCGCGCUGUAGAUGUGGGCGCGGACAACAACAAUGCUCCCGAGGGAGUGUGCGAAGACAACCGCUACUCCCUGUUCGCGGUGGUGAACCACGUGGGCUCGCUGGACGCAGGCCACUACACCGCUUACGUGCGCCAGAUGAAGGGGAGCUGGUUCAAGUGCGAUGACCACAUGAUCACUCGUGCCUCACUGCGCGAGGUUUUGGAUAGCGAAGGGUACUUGCUCUUCUAUCACAAGACUGUUCUGGAGUACGAAUGUGAAAAUUCUUAGGCGAAUCGCAACAAAAUUAACAAAAUAUUCAGUCAUUACUUUGUAUCUAAUGCUAAUGCAUUGUCCCUUAGAAUUUCCUAUAUCUAUGUAUUAUGUAUACAAAAAAAGGAAAAAGUUUUGUUUUAAAACAAAAUAAAAAGUAAGUCAUCUCCCCUCGUGAUAUUAGUGUAGAUGUUUAAAAAGAUGUCUCAAUGAUCAUCAUGUUCGAUGUUUUCUUCGGAAUCAUUCACGAAUUUGUUAGUUUUAAGCUUUAAUAUAAUAUAACAUGUAAACUCUUGGUAGGAAAUAUGCAAAAUUGUUAAAAAUAUUAUCAUCUACUAUCGCUAUACAUAAACACUUUGGAAGACUUCUAGACUUAAAUGUUAAAUGUGUGCUUUAUUGAGCUGCAACUAUUUGUUUGUAUCUUCCCACAUUUUCUAAGUUUGACUUCUUUCUCUCUGUUUGGAGUUAAAAGAAUAUUUUAAAUAUCUACCAAUUUUAUUUCACCUGAUUAUAAAAUAUUAUUGUAAUAGGUGUUAGCAUUUAUUAAAUAAAAUCUAUUAAGUACUGGUCGUCACAAAACGCGAAAUUAUUUAGGCGCUUAUCCAUUGAAAUAUUAAGAAAU
This is a messenger RNA of Spodoptera exigua (beet armyworm), 2396 nucleotides long. NCBI's taxonomy places the organism in Eukaryota, Metazoa, Arthropoda, Insecta, Lepidoptera, Noctuidae. The record is from the annotation of a GenBank genome assembly.